UAUAGACAGACCAUAAGCAUUUGCGGUAUUCUAUUGGCUCGGUUCGAUACGCAUGUGACACCAUGCCAGCUGGGCAUUGUUGCGCUGGGGUAAUUAUUGCUAUCGUUGCCCGCAUGCUACCCCUUCCAACCCGUCCGGGACAGCAUCAUGGUCAAAGAGUUGCAUAUGAUAGCGGCGAUGAAGGAUCCCGGCCGACCUGACUGAAAUGGCCGAUCAACAGCAUUGUAAAAGCUCCUCUAGAUUUCACGUGCAAUAUCGGGCCCUAGACACGAGCAACAAAGAGAUUCGUCUAGUCGAGGUAGAGCCUCUCAGACCCGAGGACUUUGUUUCAGACUCUGGUCGUCGACGACCAGUGGUGCGAUGCCGCUUGAAGCAUUGUAGCCUGAACGACUGGCCUUGCCACUAUGCAGCGCUAUCCUACGCUUGGGGGGACCCUUGCGUGACGAAGGCCAUCUAUCUAGACGGUCUAGAGAUCCAGGUCACCGAAAACCUGGAGUCGGCCUUGAGACACCUGGCAGCCGCGCGGUGGAACGACACAGAGUUAGGCCCGACGCUAUGGGUCGACGCUAUCUGCAUCGACCAACGCAACGAGGCAGAAAGAACGCAGCAAGUCUCCCUGAUGAAAGACAUCUUCCGGAAUGCGCACCAGACGUUCCUGUGGCUGGGCCCCGCGAGCGACGACAGCAGCCUCGCCAUGGACACCCUGCGCCAGAUGAGCCGCGCAUCCAGCUUCGUCGGCUCCCAUUUCAACUCGUGGUCCAAGUUCCCGUUCACAAGUGUAGCGUCUGACCCUCUGGUGACUGCCAUACGAGACAUCCUCGACAACAACCUCGCCAGGCUUUGUCUGGACGACUUUGCCAGGUUGGGAGCCGUAAGCUCCCUAUUCAACAGACCGUGGUUCCGUCGGGUCUGGGUCAUCCAGGAGCGGGUGCUGUCGCUGAACUGUGUCGUCUGCUGCGGUCGAGAGUGGAUUACGUGGGAGGGGUUCCGUGAGGCGUUCUGGCUGUUGUGUGGCAUACGCGACUACCUCAAUAUCGUCGGCAGUGGUACGGGGAGGCUGGAUAGCUCGGCGCUCGCGACGUUCCUCACGAAGGCUCUGAACAAAGCGAUACCCGUUUCUUUCACGAGACCCAACUCUUCCCUGCUGGUCCUCUUUUCUCUGCUCUCCGGGAUGGCCACCGGGGCCCAGCUCCAAGCCUCGGACCGUCGCGACUACGUAUUUGCAAUCCUGGGCCUGGUCGACCUGGAUCGAAGCCCACUGAUCCUGGCUGAUUACACCAAAGACUGGGCCACUGUCAGGAUCGAAGUUGCUAGAGCAUGCCUGAUGUACUAUGGGCCAGGCUUCUUGUCUUUCGCGGGCCCCGGUGAACAUGCCCAGGAUCCUGCCUCGGUGGAGCAAAACGUCCCGUCUUGGGCACCGGACUGGUCGUCGGCAAAUCUGCCUCAGCCUUUGGCCAUACCUUCCAUGUUUGUGGUCAGGGGCGAGAACAGAGUAUGCGCCUACUCAACAAUGCCGGAUUCUACCCAGAGCCUCUCGCGGGCCUUCUCCGCCGAUAACCGGCUGUCAUUGGACGCUCUACGGCUGGACGAUGUCGCGAGACUGGGAGACCCGUUCCCCGAGACGGACGACUUUGCCGACGACACAGCUCGCGUCGCCGCUCUCGGGCUCUGGCUCCAAGAUCUCGAGGCCGUGAUGCCGUGCAUCAGCCAGGUGUAUCGGACCACAGAAGAGCUCAACGAGGCCUUUUGGAGGACUCCGAUCGCAGACCGCGCGUUUGCUUACAACUGGGAGACGGAAAGAGCAUCGAAGGAGACCCUCUCGGCGUACCGUGCCCUUAGAGCUGGCGAGGUUGCCGAGGGCGUGAAGUAUGCCAACAUUGCCAGCAUCAAACUCCUUCGGAGACGCCCUUUCGUGUGCUCCAGCGGGCUUGUCGGUCUUGGGCCCAUAGGGAUGGCCCUUGGCGACUCUGUGUGGACUGUUCCAGGUGCCAAAGUGCCCUUGGUGUUCCGCUCAGCUCGCACCAGUGGCUUCCUGGUUGUGGGCGAAGCCUACGUGCAUGGUAUCAUGGAUGGUGAACUUCGGCAUGUAUGUCCAACGGCCGAGCUUCAAACUGUAGAGCUUGUUUGAGGAUAAAGGCACGUCAUCGAGACUUUCUUCUCCGAUACAGUUGAAGUCGUGGGUUUCGGCACGAGAACUCUUCGCCCGAGACAUGCAGCACAUUCAGGCCAAGGCAGUUAAGGGCUACGUAGUUCGUGCCCGGCAUAGAAGACCGAUCCAGAAGGAAAACUCUAUAUACGAAAUGAUUGCAAGAAAGGGGAGGGUUCUUACAUACGCUUGAUACAAUAAUGAGCAUUCAACACCUU
Colletotrichum navitas is the source of this 2364-nucleotide messenger RNA. RefSeq names its product heterokaryon incompatibility protein-domain-containing protein. The transcript has a single exon. Lineage: Eukaryota; Fungi; Ascomycota; Sordariomycetes; Glomerellales; Glomerellaceae. The record is from RefSeq and is a predicted model, not a curated record. The coding region runs from base 206 to 2128 and encodes 640 amino acids.